AUGGGCAGGACGCGACCGCUUGUCUCUGACCAUCUUGCUCAGGAGCUUUGUGUUGCCCUGGAGCACGACUGCGCGGAGCUGCAAGCAGCCAAGGAAGACACAGAGCAGAAGGCACUGGAGCUGUGGAAAGAGAGAGAACGACUGCGCAUGCAUCCCGAGAGACAAAUAUGUCUGAACAGGGAGCAUGCGGCCUCCCACCAGGAAAGCAUUUAUUCAGCGAAGGAGGAGAGGAGCAGGCUGAUACAGGAGAAGGAGCUUUUGAAAAAGAAACUGCAAGAAAUGCAGCAGAGGGGCCCCGCAGAGGAUCUGGCAGUGCCCGCCCUGCCGGAGAGAUCCAUGGUGUUCAGGGGCCAGGUGACAGACGUGGCGGACACGGGCAUGCUGACGCUCACACCACGGGUUCACUACCCACUGCUGGGGGGCUCAGCCCUUAUCACCUUUGAGCAGUCGGAAGUGGCCCAGAGGAUUGUGGCAAUGAAGGAACAUGUGGUGGAGCUGAGCCACAGUGAGGAGCCAGACCGGUGCCGCAUGCACGUGCGGGCAGAGCCUGUGGAGUUGCUGCUGCCAUCUGCCUUGGAGGUAGGCCUGAGCCGGAGCUGCCAGCAGGUCCUGCUGUCCGGCCUGUCCGGCCUGUCCAGCCUGGGCAUCCCUGAGGACACGCUGCUGGACAAGCUGGAGCUCUUCUUCAGCAAGGCCAAGAACGGGGGUGGUGAGGUGGAGAGCUUGGAGUUCCUGUGCAGUGACCAGGUGGUGCUGAGCUUUGCUCAGGAUGGAGUGGCUGAGAAACUGGUAGCCAGGGGCCUCAUACAGUUCCCCAUCAAGAAAACCGAGUGCGAGAUCAAAAUAUCACCCUAUGUGAGUGGAGAUGUCACCAGCCUGAAGCUCCGGCCAUCCCGCUGCGCCCGGACCGUGCUGCUGCGGGGAAUCCCGGACGUGCUGGACACGGAGCUCAUGCGGGACACCCUGGAGAUCCACUUCCAGAGGAGCAGCCGUGGUGGGGGCGAGGUGGAUGCCCUUGGCUACGUCCCCGAGGGGCAGUGGGCUGUGGCCAUCUUCGAGGAGGACGUGGAGUAG
Messenger RNA from Tinamus guttatus (white-throated tinamou), 1074 nucleotides. NCBI's taxonomy places the organism in Eukaryota, Metazoa, Chordata, Aves, Tinamiformes, Tinamidae. The record is from RefSeq and is a predicted model, not a curated record.